UCCUACGCCAUCAUCGGUGCCUCUCGCGGUAUCGGCCUGGAAUACGUGCGCCAGCUGGCCGCCCGGGCGGACGCCACGGUCUUCGCCGUUGUGCGCAACAAGCAGAGGAGCACACACCUGCAGGCAGCUAUCACGAACAUGAACAACGUCCACGUUGUGGAAGGUGAUAUCGUGGACUACAAGUCCAUGCAGCGUGCCGCAGAAGAAGUCGCAUCGCUCAACGACGGGAAGCUGGACUACCUCAUCCACAAUGCCGCUAAGACAGACCAGAAGACCGUGUUCCACGGUUUCUACGACUAUCCCAGCAUGGACGAGCUCGACGCGGACUUGAUGGAUGCCUUCAGAGUCAACACGCUCGGGGUCGUCCACAGCGUCACCCCCUUCGUGCCGCUCCUGCGCGCAGGCCCGACGAAGAAGAUCAUUGUGAUCGGCACCGGAGGCGGAGACCCCAAGGCCGUGUUGACCGUAGGCAUAAAGAACAUGGUCGCGUACUGCGCGACGAAGGCCGCCGCCGUGAUGGUCGCAACCAAGUGGGCCCUAGAGCUCAAGGACGAAGGGUUUGUGGUCGUCACCCUGACCCCCGGCCUCGUGGAUACA
This is a messenger RNA of Trametes versicolor FP-101664 SS1, 597 nucleotides long. Its product is annotated as short chain dehydrogenase. Gene Ontology annotation, molecular function: oxidoreductase activity, acting on the CH-OH group of donors, NAD or NADP as acceptor. The annotation marks the transcript as partial. The transcript is spliced from 5 exons. The record is from RefSeq and is a predicted model, not a curated record. Lineage: Eukaryota; Fungi; Basidiomycota; Agaricomycetes; Polyporales; Polyporaceae.